CGGAUCAUCCGGGCAACUUCCCGAGAGUAUAAAUACCAGGCGUUAACUGCCUUAUCUCCUGUCGCAUAAACUUGGUUGACUUGAGUAUUACUGUGCUAGCAUUUUUUCUCUCGCCAAAACUACAUCAUGCCUACUCUUGGAUACUGGGCUAUUCGCGGCUUGGCACAGCCUAUUCGUCUGCUGCUGAAAUAUGCUGGAGAAGAUUUUGACGAUGUUAUGUACGAGCAGGGCGAUGCCCCUGAGUACAGCCGGGAAUGCUGGACCAAAGUGAAGUUCACCCUUGGGCUGCCGCUCCCCAAUCUGCCCUACUAUGUGGAUGGUGACAUUAAGAUCACUCAGAGUAAUGCAAUUCUACGCUACAUCGCCAGGAAGCACAACCUCUUGGGGGAAAAAGAGGAGGAGAAGGUCAAGGUCGAUGUGAUGCUUGACACAGCCAUGGACUUCAGAAAUGGAAUUGUCGGGCUAUGUUACAACCCUGAGUUUGAGAAGAAGAAGGCUGCCUACUUCGAGGCACUCCCUGCUAAGCUGGAGAUGUUCAAGUCUUUCCUUGGGGACCAACAGUUCUUCGCCGGCAGCAAGGUGACAGUGUGUGACUUUCCAAUCUAUGAACUCCUGGACCAGACGAGAAUAAUGAAGCCUGGCAGCCUAGAUGCGUUCCCCACGCUGUUAGCCUUCAUGGGCCGCAUCGAGGCUCUGCCUGCCGUGAAGACCUUCAUGAGCAGUGCCAAGUUCAUCAAGCGACCCAUCAACAACAAGAGUGCACUGUUCAAGUGAACACCGCUGUUGUUAAUGUUGUUAAUGUUGUUGUAUGUGGAAACCCGGUGAAUCAUGUCUGAGCGCUGUUAUCUGGGAGAGUCAUUCAUAUCUGUCCAUCCGCAAGGUUUGAUCUUUACGGGAGUAGGCUAUCACUACAGUUAAAUAUCAGGACAUUGUCAUUACGAUUGUGGCAGUUAUGUAAGGAUAUUAUCUCUGAACUUGUGUUAAUAUUUGAAAGAUUCUUUCGGCUUUGGAAAAGGCAGGACAUAUUGUUUGUGGUAGUUUAUUACCCAUUAUCUGGAGGAAAUUGCUAUCAAUACAGUUAAAUAUCAGGGCAUUGUCAUUACAAUUGUGGCAGUUAUGUAAGGAUAUUAUCUCUGAACUUCUGUUAAUAUUUGAAAGAUUCUUUUGAAAUUGGAAAAGCAGGACAUUUGUUUGGGGUAGUUUAUUACCCAUUAUCUGGAGGAAAUUGCUAUCAGGCUGGAAACCUGUCCAACUUCAAAAGGGGGUGUUAUUGCUAGUCAGCAUUAUGUGGAAGCAUACUCAUGUACUGAAUAUAUUUGCAUCAAGCUUUUUUCCCGGUGUUACCAUUUAUACUGAUGUAUCAAUGGGAGUUUGAUAUGUGUCGGGGGUAUUUUGUAGAACAUUAGUAGAAGUAUUAAUUUAAGAAAUAGGGUGCUGUGCCAAGGUGGUUGUAUUGUGACAAUCUGGCAACGAAAAACCAAAAACUGAUUCCCUGUUCUUGGCUGUGUGAUCCUGUGGAGGUACAACAUGGCAGCCGCUGGCAAGCAUCAGCACGCAUCUGAUCACAUUCCAUGGCUUCUGUCAUAGAUGUGCUGCAGUCCAUUAUUUAGUGUUCAUUUGUUAUCCGAGGUUCAUUUAAGUAUCGUUUACUGAAUUGUUUUAUUCAUUGUUGUAUACUCCCCGGUGUGCGAGGAAAAAAAAUCAAGUGCACACUGAUCCAGUGACUGGGGUAUAAUAAGAUCUCUCAUGGUCUUAGCGCAUUUGAGCAGUUAUUAAUUGGAAAGUGCCAUAUACAACUUCAUAAAAUGUUAUUGUCAUGCGUCUCCACAAACUAAUGUUUGUAAAAGUGAAUAGUUUUCUUUACACAGUUUUUUCCUAUUCAGCCAAGGUUUUAUCCUACUUUGUUUUUUUGUUUGCAAUGGUGCAAUUUGAUUGCUUUUAAAAUCAAGAAGUAAAUAGAGGGAAACAUUUUUAUUAAAUUGGAGGCACUUUUUUAUGUGUAUUUGAUAUUGUAUCCCUCAGCUCUGCCAAACAGACCGGGGCCAUGGGUUAUUAUCCAGGAUUCAACCCAUUUGGCACCUGUUUUCAGUUUGUUUUCCUAAUCAAGCGAGGCAUAUGUAUCCUGUUUUGUUUGUUUUGUUUGUGAUGGUGCAGACUGAUUGCUUUUAACAUUAAAAGAUAAAUAAAGGAAAUUUUUUUCUUUC
Haliotis rufescens (red abalone) is the source of this 2204-nucleotide messenger RNA. Its product is annotated as glutathione S-transferase Mu 2-like. Gene Ontology annotation, molecular function: glutathione transferase activity. Gene Ontology annotation, biological process: glutathione metabolic process. The transcript has 7 exons. The record is from RefSeq and is a predicted model, not a curated record. NCBI's taxonomy places the organism in Eukaryota, Metazoa, Mollusca, Gastropoda, Lepetellida, Haliotidae. The coding region runs from base 127 to 774 and encodes 215 amino acids.